GACGUCCUUUCAAGUUUUAAACUUGCUUUGCUGAGCUCUUUCAUAAUCUUUUUACUAACUUCUUCAAUCUCUCAUAUAAAUGGCUCAUCUCUCUGAUUCAUCAGCUAAAACAGAGGAAGAGGCAGUGAUCAUUACCAGGUUCCAAAACUAUCUCCGAAUCAACACAGUACAGCCGACUCCUGAUUACAUCGCAGCUGCAAGAUUCAUAAUCUCCGAGGCCAAAUCAAUCUCUCUCGAAACUCAACCAAUCGAGCUCGUUCUAGGAAAGCCUAUAGUUCUACUGAAAUGGAUUGGUUCAGAUCCUUCUCUACCUGCCAUUCUCUUGAACUCUCACGUCGACGUCGUCGCCUUUGAGGAAGAGAAGUGGGAUCAUCCUCCGCUCGGAGCAGAGAUCGACGAACAAGGGAGAAUCUACGCAAGAGGAACUCAGGAUAUGAAGAGCGUUGGGAUGCAGUACAUAGAAGCCAUUCGUAAGCUCAAAGCCUCUGGAUUUCAGCCCGUUCGUUCUGUUUACGUCACGUUCGUUCCCGAUGAAGAGAUCGGUGGCACUGAUGGGGUUGGCAAGUUCGUGGAGUCGGACACCUUCAAGAGCUUGAACAUUGCCAUCGUGCUAGACGAAGGCCUACCAUCUCCGACUGAGAGCUACAAGGUGUUUAAGGGAGAGAGGAUUCCGUGGUGGAUUCAGAUAAAAGCUGUAGGACAACCUGGCCAUGGCUCAAAGCUCUAUGAUGAUUCAGCCAUGGAGAAUCUCACUAAAAGCAUUGACAGUGUAAUGAGAUUCAGAGCUUCUCAGUUUGAUCAGAUCAAAGCUGGUUUAAAAGCUGAAGGCGAUGUCGUCUCUGUCAACAUGGUUUUCCUCAAAUCUGGCACUCCUUCUCCUGAUGGCUUUGUUAUGAAUCUGCAACCAUCUGAGGCGGAAGCUGGUUUCGACAUGCGUGUCCCACCUGUUGUUGAUUCUGUUGCGCUAGAAAAACGUUUGGUGGAGGAAUGGGCACCUAUUUCCCGGAACAUGUCCUUUGAACUUUGGCGGUUCAAUCAGGAUAUUGAAGAGAAGCACUUGGUUACAGCAAAAGAUGAUUCAAAUCCAUGGUUGGAGCUCUUAGGAAAUGCUGUGAAAGAAGCUGGAGGGAAGACUAGUGAGCCUGAGAUUUUCCCUGCAUCAACUGAUUCGCGGUAUUUCCGAAGAGCAGGCUUGCCUGCGAUUGGGUUCUCUCCUAUAUCAAACACCCCGAGUUUGCUUCAUGAUCACAACGAGUAUCUGAGUCAAUACGAGUACUUGAAGGGAAUCGAUAUGUAUGUCUCAAUCCUCAAGGCUUACACAUCAUAUGCUUCACCUGAAUGAGAGUGUUAAGAGAUGAGCUACAAGAGUCUGUGUUCCACACAACGGUUCCCUCUUUACUCAGCACACUUGGUGCUACAUCAUCAAUACUAAUAAAACUCAGUAUGCUACCACCUGAAUUCUGAAGUAAUAAAACUUGCAUUUGUAUGUUAUCACUAUCAUAAUAAAGAGUUUUCAGAAACAGCUUUGCAGAAAACUUCUUCUUCUUGUUACUUUGUUUUUCUUAACCAUCCGAAUGCAAGCAGU
This is a messenger RNA of Camelina sativa (false flax), 1585 nucleotides long. RefSeq lists its product as uncharacterized. The record is from RefSeq and is a predicted model, not a curated record. Lineage: Eukaryota; Viridiplantae; Streptophyta; Magnoliopsida; Brassicales; Brassicaceae. Gene Ontology annotation, molecular function: aminoacylase activity. Gene Ontology annotation, cellular component: cytoplasm. Gene Ontology annotation, biological process: amino acid metabolic process.